Messenger RNA from Labeo rohita (rohu), 3642 nucleotides. It is a transcript of the gene slc7a1b, whose product is annotated as solute carrier family 7 member 1b. Gene Ontology annotation, molecular function: amino acid transmembrane transporter activity. The record is from RefSeq and is a predicted model, not a curated record. The coding region runs from base 392 to 2335 and encodes 647 amino acids. Gene Ontology annotation, cellular component: plasma membrane. NCBI's taxonomy places the organism in Eukaryota, Metazoa, Chordata, Actinopteri, Cypriniformes, Cyprinidae. The transcript has 12 exons. Gene Ontology annotation, biological process: transmembrane transport; amino acid transport.
GACGGAGAGGUAAAGGUAGCUCUGGUUUGAAUGUCACUACACGCGACUAUGUAAAUCAGUAGCUAUCUCACACGAUGACUCUCGCGCUUGGGUGUUGCCUUGCAAUACGGAAGGAUGUACGAUACCUCAUGGCCAUGGGUGGGAGUAAUUCAAGGUUGAAGGGAUAGUAUUUUGUUGUAACGUAGUAAUAGUAAUAAAAAAAGUCAGCUGCCAGCUGUCCACUAGCUUUUUGUUUAUUUUUGUCGUGUUCGAAGGUGACCGUUCUAAAGGUCGCGGAGCGAAUUUAAUUCGGGAUCCUUACGAGGUAAGAAUGAGGUCAUUGGUCCUACAGUGAACAGCUUGUGUGUGUGUUUGUGUGUGCGUGUGUGUCUGAGUGUUUAAAGAAAUCAACAUGGUCCUCUCCAACCUCAGAAGCUUUGGAAAGCAGCUUCUGCGAGUGAAGGUGGUCGACUGCAGCACAGAAGAGUCUCGGCUCUCCCGAUGCCUCAACACCUUUGACCUGGUGGCACUAGGAGUGGGCAGCACAUUGGGCGCUGGAGUCUAUGUGCUGGCCGGGGCCGUGGCGCGGGAAAACGCCGGUCCGGGCAUCGUCCUGUCCUUUCUGAUAGCAGCGUUAGCCUCAGUCAUGGCCGGACUGUGUUACGCCGAGUUUGGAGCGCGUGUUCCCAGAACGGGCUCCGCGUAUCUGUACAGCUACGUAACGGUGGGCGAACUGUGGGCCUUCAUCACCGGCUGGAACCUCAUCCUGUCUUACAUCAUAGGAACGUCCAGUGUUGCUCGGGCCUGGAGUGCGACAUUUGAUGAGCUUAUUGGGAAACACAUAGAGAAUUUCUGCAGGUUACACAUGAGUAUGAAUUCCCCGGGAGUGCUAGCAGAGUAUCCUGACAUGUUUGCUGUGGUCAUCAUUCUCACACUGACAGCUUUGUUGGCGUUUGGGGUGAAAGAGUCUGCUAUGGUCAAUAAGGUGUUCACCUGUAUUAACGUCCUGGUGCUGAUGUUUGUGGUCGUGUCGGGCCUGAUCAAAGGAACCCUCAAAAACUGGAACCUGAAUCCUAACGAAAUCCUCAACGACACAUCCUAUGAGAAUACAUCAGAGCCGUUGCCAUCUGAAGAAAGUUUGGGUGUUGGCGGUUUCAUGCCGUUCGGUUUCUCUGGAGUUCUGUCCGGUGCCGCCACCUGUUUCUACGCUUUUGUGGGGUUUGAUUGUAUUGCCACUACAGGUGAAGAAGUGAAGAAUCCUCAGAGGGCAAUACCCAUUGGCAUUGUAGCAUCUCUUCUCAUCUGUUUCGUCGCCUACUUCGGCGUAUCAGCCGCCCUCACAAUGAUGAUGCCGUACUACAUGCUGGAUAAGAACAGCCCUCUUCCUGUGGCCUUCAAAUAUGUGGGCUGGGAAGGGGCGACGUACGCAGUAGCCGUUGGUUCCCUUUGUGCUUUGUCCACCAGUCUGUUGGGCUCCAUGUUCCCAAUGCCCCGUGUAAUAUGGGCCAUGGCUGAAGACGGGCUCCUCUUCAAGUUCUUGGCCAACAUCAGUGAAAAAUCCAAAACGCCCAUAAUGGCCACUGUAACCUCAGGCAUAGUGGCAGCGGUGAUGGCCUUCCUGUUCGAUCUGAAAGAUCUGGUUGAUCUCAUGUCCAUUGGCACUCUUCUGGCGUACACACUAGUUGCAGCCUGUGUCUUAGUCUUAAGGUACCAGCCAGAGCAGCCCAGUGUAAAUGUCCAGUAUCAGAGAGCCAGUUGUCAGGAGGAAACGGAGGCUGAAUCCAUCAACGAGAGCAGUGCUGGUUUCCUGCCUGGAUCUCAAGAUCUUUGCACCCUCAGCAACCUACUGUUCCCCAAAAACGAGGAGCCGUCUCGUCUCUCUGGCUUCACUGUCAACAUCUGCACCAGUGUAUUAGGUGUUCUGGUGUGUGUGUUCUGUGUCGUGGCAGUUCAGGGUGGAUUUCAGAUCUGGGCUGUUGCGGUUCUUGCCACUCUGGCUGUUGUUUGUUUUGUCAUCACCAUGUUAAUAGGGCGGCAGCCUGAGAGCAAGACAAAACUGUCUUUUAAGGUUCCGCUGCUGCCAUUCCUUCCCGUCCUCAGCAUGUUUAUUAAUGUGUACCUGAUGAUGCAGCUGGACAAAGGCACCUGGAUGCGCUUCGCCAUUUGGAUGGCUAUAGGUUUUUUUAUUUAUUUUGCCUACGGGAUCUGGCACAGCACAGAAGCGGCCUUGGCCAGUAACGACACGGAAGAUAACACCUUCAAACCCACAAUGACAAAUGAACCAGCCACACCUGAGAAAGAGGCUUUCUUGAGUGGCGGCAUUAGUGCCAGAGCAGACGAGAGCAGCGACCCUUGAGAAAAAAAAAAACACUUGAAAUGUCCUGUUACAGAUGCCGUUAUGUGCUCCCUAUACCGACGUGUCUGACUUACAACAACUGAAAUGUCCAAACCGAGAGCUGCUAUUGAUGUUCAAGACGAUGUCGUUUGUGUGUUACUGUUGGUCCAAAGCACCUUUAAGCAGCAUUACAACAUGUAACUAUUAUUAUUUACCAGAUGAAUUGCCUGUUAUUCAGGUGAAACGUGAAGGACAGAAUUAAUGAUUAUAAUGUGUACAUAAAGAUGUGCACUGCACUAUUAGAACAGUCAGUUCUUCCUUUGUCUAAUUGGUCUAUUUUUAACUAUUUAUUUUUAAAGCAUGUAGCCAUCAUGCUUUAUAAAAGUUAUUUUGAGCGAACCGCAUUGCGUUGUUACCCAUAUUUUUCUUGUGCAUUUUAUAUGUUGAAUACAAAGGGACGCACCAGUUCACCAUGUCAGCUGAUACCGACCGUUGCUUUAAAACACUGACAGUUGCAAAGCUCCUAAAGAAAUUGAAAUAUUAAUUUUAAUCUGACAUUUCAAAUAUUUAUUUAGCUGACCUAAGCUGCUUUAAUUACAUUUUCUCAUUGUGAGAAGGUUCUUCAUGCUGCAAAUCGCAGCUCAGCUGUCAGAGACUUUUUUUUUUUUUUUUUGUUUUUUUCUCUUUAACAAGUUUGUAACUGUCCAGUGCCUUUUCUCACCGUUUUUGGUAGGCAGUGCUAAUGUCUCCUCACACUGGCACUGACUUUUAGUGGCCAAUUCUGGUGCCACUUUUCAGACUUUGAGGCAGUUGCCAACCCGUUAGGUUGGGAGAAAAUACUGUGCAAUUAAAGUCUUGGAUCUGGGAAAAUCUCUGUUCAGAGGGAUUGUAAUGAAUGUUUGUUUGGUCAGUUUCCUUUUCAUUCUGUUGUGUGCAUGUUGAUUCUCUGUUAGCUGUUUUACACUUGCAUCUGGUGUUGGGCUAAACAUUUUGUACAGCAUUUUUGGACUUGCAUUGUACUUUUGUUGUUCAUAUCUUUUAUCGUCUGUUGAUUUGUUUAAAAGCAAAAAAGCCAAAGAAUUCAUGAUUAUUAUUGUUUUGAUUAUGGAUAGCUGAUCCACCGUAAACCGCAUGAUCUUAUUGACAUUUUGCAUAAACCAAACAUUGAUUUUGCAGACACAUUAUUGCAUGUCUCAGUGCAUUUUGUGCAGUUUAUUUUUAAGUAAUUCAAAAAAAUAUUUGGUUGUUCAUGUUCAAAAGGUUUGUAAAUUUACUGUAAAUAUUUGCUUUAUGUUUUUCUUGUAAUAAAUUAUUUUCUUGUUUGUAAA